AUGACCUCGUUAAAAAAACUUUUCUUGAAAGCGACGGGAAUAUCAAAAAUCACUUAUGGAACAUUUUCUAAUCAGAAAGAAUUGGAAUUAUUAGAUAUUUCUGAUAAUAAGUUGGGAUUUAUUGACUUGCAGAUGUUUUCUGGAAUGAAGAAAUCCAAAACCAUCGACAUAGUUAGACUUGACAAUCCUUGGAGUUGCUCGUAUCUUGGGAAAAUUAUCGAAAGUAUGUCCGCUCAAGGUAUCAACGUCAAGGCUGUAAAUGUUGUGAAGAACUCUUCAAAUAUUUUUGGAGUCGGAUGUGAGUCAGAAGAUCAUAAAUCUAUACUAAAAUUAAAUUCUGAAGUCGAUGAUAAAGUUUCCACAAAGUUGAAUGAAUUGAUAGACGAAGUGAACAAAAUUAAAAUAAAUGUAAACAAUUUCAACGUGGACGUCGAUGUUCUAAGGUCAGAAAUGUUUAAUUUCAGAAAUUAA
Messenger RNA from Clunio marinus, 471 nucleotides. Lineage: Eukaryota; Metazoa; Arthropoda; Insecta; Diptera; Chironomidae. The record is from the annotation of a GenBank genome assembly.